Messenger RNA from Volvox carteri f. nagariensis, 1990 nucleotides. RefSeq lists its product as uncharacterized. The record is from RefSeq and is a predicted model, not a curated record. The transcript has 9 exons. Bases 1 to 1392 code for a protein of 463 amino acids. NCBI's taxonomy places the organism in Eukaryota, Viridiplantae, Chlorophyta, Chlorophyceae, Chlamydomonadales, Volvocaceae.
AUGCGCAUAGUACCAAGUGCGGCUGCGACCAUUCCCUCUCCCACUGCCCCUUCCGCCAUCCCACUCCGCGACCUGGACGCUGGACGCUUCAAGCUGCACCCUACCGCCGUCACCUGGAGUCAGCGUUCUACUCGUGUUACCACUGCUAUCCUAAACCACCGAGAAGGCCCGCGCCCGCCGGGACCCUCCCUGGCAGAGGCUGUACGGCAGAUUGUACCGCCUAACCCGCUGACGGAUGUCCGCCGCGCCGCACACUGGUGGUACCACCUGGGUCGUCAGAUGUUCUUCCUGACGCAGAGUUUCGCAGGCUUCGCCGCACACCAUGUCUCGGAGGUUGUGGCGGCUGCUUCGUCCUCCUCUUCCGCAUCUUCCGUCUCAACUCCCUUCGAACGAUUAUUGGAGGACGCAGAGCCUGAAGUAGCGAGCCGAUUGUUGGAUGGGCUGGUGGCCGUACAGCAGGACUACGACAACAUCCUGGCAGGCUGCUACCCGCUGCCCUGGGACAUGACCGUACCCAACCACCGGCAGUACAACCCGCUGUUUGCGUUCGGGGGCUCCCUGGCCUACCUAGGGGAGUGGACCGCUAUCACCCAGCGGCGGCUGCGGAAGCAACCGGAGCCCGUGUGGCUGUCCAGCUCCCUCUACCCCCGGUACUUCACCAACACCUUCCACUACCAAACUGACGGAUGGCUGUCAGAAAGAUCUGGGGCGUUGUACGAGUUCACUACAGAGUCCCUGUUCUCAGGCAUGCAAGACGCCAUGCAGCGCACCUCCCUGAUCCCCAUUUCUGAGUACGUGCGGGAGGCUGAGCUGGGUGGCCGGGGGGUUUCGGAGCUGCGGCUGCUGGAGGUGGCGGCGGGCACUGGCAGGUUCCACACCUUCAUCAAGGACGCCUACCCCUCCCUGCCCUCCGUGAUCUCCGACCUGAGCCCCUUCUACCUGGCCCGAGCCCGGGAGAACAUGCGCUACUGGAGGGACCUGCGGCAGCCCGGCCGGGGGCUGGGAGGGGUCGACGACACGGGGGUCACACAGUUCUUGCAGACUGCAGCCGAGAAUAUCGAUGCGGCCGACAACCAGUUUGACAUUCUCGUGUGUGUGUAUUUGUUCCACGAGCUGCCCGAGGCCAUCCGCCGCCGGGCCGCGUCCGAAUUCUUCCGAGUGCUCAAACCGGGGGGCUUGCUGGUGGUCACGGACAGCGUGCAGCUGGGGGACAGACCUGGACUGGAGGGCGGCAUUGACGUGUUCGGGGACUUCAAUGAGCCCUACUACAGGAACUACCUCUCUUUUAACCUGGGGGCGAUGUUCGAGGCGGCUGGCUUCGUGUGCGAUACCAAGUACAUUUCCAGUGUUACCAAGACGCUCAGCUUCCGAAAACCGCUUGACAAGUCUUAGGGUUAGAGCUGCCGGCAACUGGCCGAUGAUGACUGGCACGCUGACCAGCGAGAGAGGACAAGUGGUGGGGCAGGAGGAGGUUUUAAUUUGGUCAUGAACGUGAGGGUGUUCGGAGGAUGCUCAGAGGCGCACGGUCCGUGUGUAGUAAUAAUGGCUUGUUGCUGUGUUGCUGUGUGUUGCUGUGGGGCAAGAUGGGGAAGCUUGUGGGUAUUGUGGUGAUAACGGCAGCGUGUAUGUCGGCUAUAGCUUGUUGAUAUUUACCUGUCGGCUAUACCUCGCGAUAUGCGUCUCCCGCCAAACGACACAUGUCUCUAGGGAGUGUGCUGGGGACGUUGGGGGUCUCCCUGCGCGUCCCUGGAUGUGUAUCUGUGCACAACAACGAAGCUUUGCCAGUGCUGCUGCUUACUGCUGUUAGGGUAUUACUCAAAAAAGUAUUGCGACAUGUUUUGUCGGGUGUUUGUUGGGUCGGCAUCCUAAGCUGCUGCGGUCCGCAACCUGCGGCUCCAGCUGUACAUAAUAGAUGGCGGCUCGGGGUGUAUGUGUGUGUAUGUAUGUGUGUGUGUGUCUCCAAUUAAUUAAUAUUAAUAUUAAAUCAGGU